GCACAGACUGAUGCGCUUCCUCUUGCUCACAGUACAAUCGCAUGCCGUGAUGUCAUACGACACUCACCUGUUCUGCGCCGCAAUUACCAGGAUUCUCCACGACCGCCUAGGUGCCGUACAGAUGAUGAGAAAUCGCGGUGCCUAAGAGCAGCCGAUGGCCAUGCGUAGAGAAUGACGAUUCUUCAGCAAGCAUAUUUCAUCGCUUCCUCAGUUUCAUCUCCUGAAGCUCGCAUCUGAGAAGAUGAGCAUACAGACUCCUAACGGUGGCGAAACGACACCGCGACAAGAUAACCUCAACGACUCUCCGGAUGGGAGCACGCCGACCAGGACAGAAGCAUUUCCUGAUUCAACAGUUCAAACUGCUGAACGCGUACCCAAUCUCAACAGUAUUCUCGCAGAAAAGCGCACAGCCAGGGUCAAGAACUCUAUCGAUCCCAGCCCAUCUCAGUCCGGCACAUCACUCGAAAACCCGCAACAACGUAUAUUAUCGGACAAUAGUCAACUCGCCGACAGCAGCGAAGCAAAAGAACCUCUCAUCAAGCCGCUAAAGGGGGUUUAUCCCUCAGCGAUGGUUCUCUCCAAAAAUGGGGUGUUGACUAGAUUCGGCAAAAUGACCUCCGAUGAGCGGCGGAAAUAUCGGGAGGAUAUGCUCGCUGGGGCCAGUGCCAUGAACCCGCAACCAGGUGUGCUCUCGGAUAACAGUGAACUCGCCAACAGCAGCGAGGUAGAUGACUGUCUUCUUCAACCAACCAACAAAUAUCACUACCCGCCGAUGAUUCUCUCCAAACAUGGGGAAUUGACCAAGUUUGGUAAGAUGACCCCUGAGGAGCGGCAGAAAUAUCGGGAGGACAAACUCGCUGAGGCCAAUGCCAUCAUAGCGAAGAAAAGGGCACAGGAGGAAGAGGCACGGAAGUUGGCCGGAGACUCUGCCUUGGGAGCAGCGCUUCCUGGCCCAUGACGCCUUUUUGGUUGCUACGAGGGGGAUUAAGAAGUCCUCCCCCUUUGCCUUAUUGUUGCGUCAUUGUGACCACUGAUUUGUGACGCGCUGUCAUGCACAUUGUACUUGAUGCUUGCAUGUAGACAUUGCAAUGCAAACAGUGCGAGAUUUGUGCGACUUGAGCCACAGUAUCAUGAUAACGAAUAUGAAU
Dissoconium aciculare CBS 342.82 is the source of this 1148-nucleotide messenger RNA. RefSeq lists its product as uncharacterized. The transcript has 2 exons. The record is from RefSeq and is a predicted model, not a curated record. Lineage: Eukaryota; Fungi; Ascomycota; Dothideomycetes; Mycosphaerellales; Dissoconiaceae. The coding region runs from base 242 to 958 and encodes 238 amino acids.